AUAAAUUAUAUUGCUAGGAUAUACCUAGAUAAAUUUUUUAAAUCGCCACAAUAUUAUUAUUAUAACACCCGUAUAGAUUAACUACAAUUUUUAAAACAGAUUACAAACAUAGAAACUCUCGAGAAAUACUUUUAGCACAAAUUAAUAAAUAUAUUACAUUUAAUACUAUAUAAUAUACGAAAACUAUGUUAGUCAGUCCAGUGGACAAUAAUGCAGGUGGUCCGUGCCAGGGUAAACAGAAUUUCAACCAACAGUGCAGUCUGCCGCAUCAGAAGUCCGAAUGUUCGGUGCGUAAUGUUCGCGAACCAAUACUGCAGAUCACUUUCGACGAGGAACCAGAAGCAAACUUCUAUAAAAACGACACCUGCACUGAGAGUAACGACAGAGAGGCCACUGUUUGUAGCAGGAUCGCCAAGGACGACAACUGCAGCAUGGAGAGUAACAACAGAGAGGCCACUGGUUGUAACAGGAUCGCCAAGAACGGGGCCUGCAGGGCUAAGCCACGUGAGGAAAGCAGGGCCGCUAAAGAGCCAACGAGAGCUGAUGUGAGUAGAGAUGAUCUGAAGAACAGCUGUGCCCGUCAGCCGUCAUUUGAUGACGAGCAGCAGAAGAGUGCUGGGUCGUCACGACGGACCAACGAACCGUGGACGGGCUGCGAAUCGCUGCUACAGCUUUCGACGACUACGGAAGCAGACUUCUGUAAAAACGACACCUGCACGGAGAGUAAUGACAAAGAGGCCACCGGUUGUAGCAGGAUUUCCAAAAACGGGGCCUGCGGGGCUAGGCCUCGAGAGGAAAGCAGGCCCGCAAAAGAGCCAACGAGAGCUGAUGUGAGUAGAGACGAUUCGAAGAAGACCAGCUGUUGCUGUCAACCGACAUUCGAUGACGAGCAGCAGAAGGGUGCAGGGUCGUCGCAACGGAACAACGAACCGUGGGCGGGCCGCGAAUCGCUGUUGCAGGUUUCGAUGCCUACGGUCCGGCCCACCAAAGACCCGAUCACCGACCAAAAAUCUACACCACCGCCGACGUCAAACAAUCGGACCCUGACCAACCGAUCGGAUGGUAUACUGCAGGAAUUCGAAAAAGAAUUGUACAAGGUGGAACAGCGUCGGGCGAAAUUGAUGCGGUGCAUCAAGCGCAAACAGCGAGCAUUGAUGCAAGAAAACCGGGAAAUGCGAACAUCACUACAAAACUGUUGUGAACAGCAGAGUUCAGGUGGCGAGAAACAGUCACUACACGACAUCAGAAACCGUCGACCGCCGCAACAGGAUACCAGGGAACGUCGACCGUUCCAGCAUAAUACUAGCGAACGCCGACCGUCACAGUAUGACACUAGAGUACAUCGACCAUCGCAAAACGACACUAGAGUACACCGAUCGUCGCAAAACGACACUAACGAACGUCGAUAUUCGCAGUACGAAAUCAGAGAGCGUCGAUCAUCUCAUCACGACACUAGAAAAUGCCGAACAUCACAGGACGACACUAGACAACGCCGACCGUCACAAGAUGAUACCAGAAAACGUCGAAAGUCCCAGCACGGCACUAGGAAACGCCGACCGUCACAGGAUGACACUAGAAAACGCAGAACGUCCCAGGACAAUACCAGAGAACGUCGAUCAUCAAAGAACGACCUUAGACGAUGCCAACCAUCGAUGCUCGACACCAGAGAACGCCAAAGUUCGAAAGGCGAAAAUCGUCAACAGCCACAGGGCAGUUUUGUCUUCGAAUGUUUAUGCAAUAUCAUUGGGAAGGACAACAGUUUUAACAUCGAACCGGCCACAAAACAGGUGUCGUCUCGGCACAACAACAACAAUGCCCCUAAUAUGGCCGAAGUGGAGGUCGCGAGAAAAGACGCCGCUUCAACUGGACGUCACGGUGGCUCCGGCCGCCGCAACACGCCACGGAAUGUCGCCAGUGCGACGUCACCAGACUUGGCCGAGCAGAACCGUAGUCGUCAAGAUACUUUCCAGCCACGCGGCUGCCCGCGUCUAAGGGUGGUGGAUUUGAUAAGCUUUACCAAUAACAGUUCUGUUACGACGGUUGGUGGCACUCAAAAGCACAAUAAUCGAGGGUGGAAUGAAAAAUAAUAAUGCAUAACGCAACCCAUUACCAUUUUACUAAUUUAAAUAUAAAACAAAAUUCGUAUU
This is a messenger RNA of Acyrthosiphon pisum (pea aphid), 2147 nucleotides long. Its product is annotated as serine/arginine repetitive matrix protein 2-like. NCBI's taxonomy places the organism in Eukaryota, Metazoa, Arthropoda, Insecta, Hemiptera, Aphididae. Bases 186 to 2087 code for a protein of 633 amino acids. The record is from RefSeq and is a predicted model, not a curated record. The transcript is spliced from 2 exons.